Messenger RNA from Penicillium salamii, 999 nucleotides. The record is from the annotation of a GenBank genome assembly. Lineage: Eukaryota; Fungi; Ascomycota; Eurotiomycetes; Eurotiales; Aspergillaceae.
AUGCCUCCCGCAGAGUCAUAUUGUACGACCGGGAAGGACAACAUUGCCACCAAAUCGGCCCUCGACGAUGUACCAGUCAAUAAAAUCACAAGUUUUCACGGUCGACUGCAGCAUUUUCUGCACAAAGGUAGCGACGAGAGCACCGAGAUCGCACGAGAAACGACCACAACCAUAUCCCAAGACGCAAUCAAGUCCGAAGAAACAGAUACGCAAGACCAAGCCAUGCAGGCCCAUACAGAAACCAUCAUACCCAGCCCGAAACGCAGAAAAGCAAUCCAACGAUCAACUGAAACCACAAUCUCUCGCCCACUGACUCGAUUAUCCCCAAUAUCCCCCUCAAGCAAACGCAAGCGCAACACACCCACACCCACAUCCCUCGGACCAAGCGCCACAGAAUCCCUUCUACGCGACACUAUACCUCCAAACCUAAUUCUCCUCCUGGUAGGCGUGAACCCAGGAAUUAUGACCGGCAUAUCGGGAUACGCCUAUGCACACCCAUCAAACUUGUUCUGGAAGCUCCUUCACUCGUCCGGAAUUACAAGUAUGCGCCAUAAACCCGCAGAUACAUAUAAACUUCCUGGUCUCUACAGCGUGGGCAACACGAAUAUCGUGGAGCGACCCACACGCGACGCGAGCAUGCUGAGCCGCGCCGAGAUGAAUGCCGGAGUUCCGGUGUUGGAAGCCAAGGUUGCUGCGCAGAGACCAGAGGCUGUAUGUCUUGUUGGGAAAGGUAUCUGGGAGGCGGUUUGGAGGGUGAGACGGGGCAGGAGCAUUCGGAAGGAGGAGUUUCGGUACGGGUGGCAGGAGGGUGAGAAUAUGGGAGUUUGCGAAGGGUGGGCUGGGGCACCGGUCUUUGUUGCUACGACUACGAGUGGCCUUGCGGCUGGUAUGAAGUUGGCGGAGAAGGAGGCUGUCUGGGCGGAGUUGGGAGAUUGGGUAGUUAUGAAGAGACGGGAAAGGGGAUUCGUUCCUGAGAUUGUGAAACACGAAGGCCAGUGA